UUUACAACGACCCCAGCUUCAGUUUUCUGAAAUCAACAUUAACUUUGAAACGGGUUUAUUCAAGAAAACAUCUCCUCCAGCAUGUCGGAUCCCAGUCAUUGCUCUGCGGUGCCAAGUCAGAACAAGUCACAUUUUGUUCCCGGAGCGUUGCUGAAGCGCUCAAAAAGCUGUCGCAGCAGCAACAGGAAGAGCCUCGGCGUUGGGACACCAUCACCCACGCUUUCCCGGCCACUUUCUCCGCUCUCUCUCCACACUGCUGCAAGCAGCCCUCUAGACAGCCCCCGAAAUGUGUCGACCAGCACCUGCCUCAACUUUCCAUUUGCCCGGAGAGCUGAAGGCCGGAGAUGGUCCCUGGCAUCCCUCCCCUCAUCUGGCUAUGGCACCAAUCCGCCGAGCUCCACUGUCUCAUCCUCCUCGUCCUCCCAGGAGCGUCUUCACCAGCUUCCCUACCAGCCGACACAAGAUGAGCUGCACUUCCUUUUCAAACACUUCCGUAGCACAGACAGCAUGACCGACGAGGAUGGACGACCCUCGACUGUCAUGCGACCUCGGUCUCGGAGCCUCAGCCCCGGGCGUUCGAACGUUUCUUUCGAUAACGAAAUAGUCAUGAUGAACCAUGUUUACAAAGAGCGUUUUCCAAAGGCCACAGCCCAGAUGGAGGAGCGCUUGUUGGAGAUCGUCACCCACUGCUCUCCAGACAGCUCUCUCCCGCUGGCUGACGGGGUUCUGGGCUUCAUCCAGCACCAGUUGGUCGAGCUGGUCAGAGACUGUCUGGACAAGUCCCAGAAAGGCCUUGUUACUUCCCGUUACUUUGCUGAGCUGCAGGAGAAGCUGGAGAAGCUGCUCCAUGAGGCCUACGAGCGCUCUGAAAGCGAGGAAGUAACUGUCAUCACCCAGCUGGUGAGGAAGAUCCUCAUCAUAAUCUCUCGGCCGGCUCGCCUCCUUGAGUGUUUGGAGUUUGAUCCAGAAGAGUUUUAUCACUUACUCGAGGCAGCAGAGGGUCACGCCAAAGUCGGCCAGGGAAUCAAGACAGACAUCCCGCGGUACAUCAUCAGCCAGCUUGGUCUGACGAGGGACCUGUUGGAAGACAUGGUACAGCUCGAACAGUACGAUGCCGGUCCUUCAGUGUCAGUCGAACCAGAGGCCAACGUGGAGAAUAAGGCCCCACAGACGCUGACGCCAACUCGAAGGAAACCUCUUGAAAGUGAUUUUGAGACCAUCAAGCUCAUCAGUAAUGGAGCUUACGGGGCUGUGCAUCUGGUCCGCCACAAGGAGACUCGCCAACGGUUUGCCAUGAAAAAGAUAAAUCGCCAGAACCUGGUCCUGAGGAACCAGAUCCAGCAGGCGUUCGUGGAGCGGGACAUCCUAACCUUUGCUGAGAACCCAUUUGUUGUCUCCAUGUUCUGCUCCUUUGAGACACGACGUCACCUCUGCAUGGUCAUGGAGUAUGUAGAAGGCGGUGAUUGCGCAAACUUGCUCAAGAACAUGGGUCCACUGCCUGUGGAAAUGACAAGGAUGUACUUUGCUGAAACAGUCCUGGCCCUGGAGUACCUUCACAACUAUGGCAUUGUGCAUCGUGAUCUCAAACCUGACAAUUUAUUAAUAACAUCCAUGGGCCACAUCAAGUUGACGGACUUUGGCUUGUCUAAAAUCGGCUUGAUGAACAUGACCACCAACCUGUACGAGGGUCACAUGGAGAAGGACACAAGAGAGUUUGUUGACAAACAGGUGUGUGGCACUCCAGAGUACAUCGCCCCAGAGGUGAUCCUCAGGCAGGGCUACGGAAAGCCUGUGGACUGGUGGGCGAUGGGGAUCAUCCUCUAUGAGUUCCUGGUCGGCUGUGUCCCGUUCUUUGGAGACACUCCUGAAGAGCUUUUUGGCCAAGUUGUCAGUGAUGAAAUAAUUUGGCCUGAAGGAGACGAUGCUUUACCUGCUGAUGCCCAAGAUGUGAUCACCCGCCUGCUGAGACAGAGUCCCCUAGACCGACUGGGAACUGGCGGAGCCUCAGAGGUCAAACAGCACCCUUUCUUCCUGGGUUUGGACUGGAAUGGACUCCUGCGGCAGAAAGCUGAAUUCAUCCCUCAGCUGGACGCAGAGGACGACACCAGCUACUUCGACACUCGAUCAGAACGCUAUCAUCAUAUGGCGUCUGACGAGGAUGAGGAAACCAAUGAUGAAGAGUCUUCCUUGGAAAUCAGACAGUUUGCUUCCUGGUCGCAUCGCUUCAGCAAGGUUUACAGCAGCACAGAACAUCUGGCGACACCUUCCAACCUGAGUUUCUCCUCCGACCGCAGCCACAGUGAGGACAAAGAGGACCGCGGGGACAUGGGAGGACUCAGUCUCUCCCCAAGCCCAGCAGAGGGCAGUGUGGAGCGCAGACACGCUGGACGCAUGGCCAGCCUUCGCCCUCGGGCCUCCUCCAGCUCCUCCCAGUCUGAGAGGAGCACCAGCCCUCUGGUGAUGAGCAGCACCCACAGCCUGGAGACGAUGCCCCGUUUUGCCCUCUCCACUGAUGAUGAAGCUGAGGUGGCUGUGUCAAACCUUCGGAGGAUCAGGAUUCGCAGCAACAGCACCGGGGCCAAGCAUUCAUCCCCCAAGGAACCGGCCGGCCCACGACGCUUCGGUAACCAGCUGGAGACACCGGACAGACAGAGGCUUCCCUGCGGAGGGAAGGUUCCCAAGUCAGCCUCCGUCUCAGCCCUGUCUCUCAUCAUCACUACAGAUGACUCGCCUGGUGGCCUCCAGCCCAGUCCCAUUUCCCCACGCUCGCUGUCCUCCAACCCCUCAUCUCGUGACUCCUCGCCCAGCAGGGACCUGUCCCUCUGCUCUGGCAGCCUGAGGCCGCCCAUCAUCAUCCACACCUCAGGGAAGAAGUUCGGCUUCACUCUGCAGGCCAUCCGCGUCUACAUGGGCGACAGCGACGUCUACACAGUGCAUCACAUGGUGUCGAGUGUGGAGGAGGGCAGCCCGGCGCACCAGGCAGGUCUCCGCACUGGAGACCUCAUCACCCACAUGAACGGAGAGUCUGUCCAAGGCCUGGUCCACCCUGAAAUGAUAGAACUGCUACUGAAGAGCGGCAGCAAGGUGGCGCUUCAGACCAUAGCACUUGAGAACACGUCAAUCAAAGUUGGUCCAGCUCGAAAGACCAAACACAAAGGCAAAAUGGCUCGUCGCAGCAAGAAGAGCAAGAGGAGAGAUAAUUACGACAGGCGACGAAGCAUCUUGAAGAAGCUGUCCAAGCAGAGCACAGUGAUGCACAGCAGCCGCAGCUUCUCUUCAGGUCUCCAUCACUCGGUUUCCUCCAGCGAGAGUCUCCCAGGCUCCCCGACGCACAGCCUCUCGCCCGGCCCCUCCACACCCUGCCGGAGCCCUGCACCCGACCAUCAGGCCUUUGAAAAUAACUCUCCCCAGAGCACGUCUCCAUGCUCCAGCUCUCCCAGUUCUCCUGCCGCCCACAUCCGGCCGAGCUCGCUCCACGGCCUGGGAUCCAAACUCAGCACACAGCGCUACAACAAGGUGGGCCGCCGGAAGUCAACCAGCAACAUCCCUCCCUCGCCUUUGGCCUGCAACUCAUCCUCCACCCAGCCCCUCUCUCCACAGCGCUCUCCCUCCCCACUGCCUGGCUUCGCUAAAAGCCUUCACACUUAUCAUGGCAAAACCCUGUCACCACCCACCAUUGUUAGACACAUUGUCCGUCCCCGCAGCGCUGAGCCACCCCGAUCUCCUCUUCUGAAGAGGGUGCAGUCAGCUGAGAAGCUGUCUGGGGUGUAUCAUGCAGAUAAGAAGUCGUACGCCCCACGCAGGCACACACUGGAAGUGCCGUUUUAUGGUGAGGGUGAUCUACUUGGUGACUCUGAGGCUGAGGGCGCCUGUGGAGGCUCCUACAUCGGGGUUGAUCACAGCAGGUUGGUGGGCUACAUCAGCAGCCAGAGGAUGAGGGACCCUGGGAUUGAACGAUCUGAGCAGCUGGUCGUGAUGAGAAAGCUCAACCUGUCAGAGCGGCGAGACUCCUUUAAGAAGCAGGAGGCCGUGCAGGAGGUGAGUUUUGACGAGCCGGAGGAGAAAACCAGCACCACGGUUACAGUUACCACCACAGCAGCUGGAGCCCAAACACAACCUCAGCAGCUGCAGCAGCACAGGACGGCCUGGAUGGUCACUGGACCCCAAACAAGCGAGGAGGUGGAGCUGGAAGUGCCGGUGGUGAGGAGGUUCACUCUGGUGCCCCAGAUCGCUGUGCAGGGCUCAACGGAGAGCGAGGAGCAGGACGAGUGGGAGCCAUGUUCAGACAGCGAGGAAACAACAGACAAACCUGAGCUCGACAUCGGUGUCACUUCAUCUCAGCAGGAACGGGCAGGAUGUCCCCUCACUGACAACAGCUGCAGUCAGGCAGCAGAAACCACUUCCGCUGUCCCUCGAAUUGGACCAUCAACAGAGUGCAGAGAGGAAACUCCACAAAAAGGGAAUCUGAGAAAGUGACAGUUCACCACUGCACUUGUUUCAACUGCUCAUUUCUUUUCUUUCAAGUCUUUCAAGUGUAACUCUGAGGGAGAACUCCCAGGUGUUUUUUAGUCUAAGCCAGACGAACUGGAAGCUGGAAACUCAUUUACUUACCUGUCUGGUUUAAAGAGAGUGGGAGAAGAUUUUACUUGAAUUUCUUUUUUUUUUUUUAUUGUUAAUACUUGCCUCAAGGAUUUGCAGGAGUUCUGGUCGUAUUUAUUACAUUUGUAAACUAUGAUGAGUUAAUAACAGGUAAAGAGGGAAGUUGUCAUUGGUUGAGUAGCCAAAGCUCAACAUUUUUGUAUUCAUGAAAUGUGGUUUUAUGUCUUUUGACUGGAUUUUUUUUCUAUAAAUGUCUAUUUUUUAAAUAAACCGUUGUGGUACACAUUAGUCUGAUAAUGCUGGGCAUAACUGUUGCAGGACCAAAAGGUACGAGAAGUCAUUUUUAGAAACUUUUUUUUUUUCCCUCAGUGUCUGUUUAAAUUUGAACAGUGCAGCUUUCAGUAGUGCAAUACUGCUACAGUAUAAUCUUGAUGUCCACAAAACUAAGAAUGAACUUCAGUUAACACUAUGAGCAACAUGUGUCAUUAUCUACAGCACACAACUGCAAUUUGCAUGCUCUGCAUAGAUUUUGUGCUACUUUUCUUCAACCUACCAUCGCACUACAUCCUUCAGAACAAGGGUUAACACAAAAGCUACUAGGCACAAAUUAGGCUGCAGUAAAAAAAAAAUAUAUAUAUAUAUUCAAGCUUGAAAAUUGUACAAAACUGGGAAGCUUUGCACAGCCUGAAUUCUUCCAUUCUGCACUUGUCACACAGAUCAGUUGUCCACAUAACAUCAUAUUUGUAGGGAGAAAGAAGUGCUAAGUUAUGGUUGUCUAACAGAAGACGUUUCUCUUGACAACCUCAUCAGCUUUGUAAGAAAUAAAAGUACUCCCUCUGACUCGUUCGUCAUGUCCGCAGCACUGUUUUUCAUAAAUGUGGAACCAGUCAGUGCAGGGUUAUAUCGCAUACCACCUGGGUGCGACUUUAAAGCGCGGGCUGUUUUUGCAGACAUUUUGAAGCCGACUCAAGAAGGAUGUUAUGUGCCAUGACAUUUGUGCAGUGUCCUCUAAGCCAUAUCUUUGAAAAGAGAAAUGUCCAUUUAAAUCAUUUGUGUUGCUUGUAAUUUCAACCCAACAUGAAGACUUUUCUAGGAAUCUUGUUUGUUCCUGCUAGGUGUCACAGUUUCAACAACAUCUCCUGAAAAAUGAAGUUCAGUACUAAGCUCUGGAUGUUGUACACAAAUGUUUGUGGCUACUUGAUGUAAAGUUAAUGUAAUCCCGUGUCACAGACGUAUGACAAAUAGUUAUUCCUGCUCACUGCUCAUCUGUGAACACAGAUACAGCAUGACUCUGCAUCUUGCUGUGAUAACUUGUUCUACUCAAAGCAUGCAUCUUGCAGGAAAAAAACACUGAGCAGCCAAACUCCAUCUUCACAGCCUGGAGGGAAUCACAGGAACAUGUUUUUGUUUGUGAAAAACAUUUUGAUAUUUAUUUUUUGAACUCGCGUAAAGCGACUACAUAUUUUGAACCUGGAAAGUGUUGCACCCUCGUGUAUUUUUGGAGUAUUUUUUUUCCUCAAACUGUUGUGUUAGUCUUUGUUUUUUCUCAUGAGCAUGUGAGAGACACCAUGCCUAAAAUGACCUGUCCCUACUCAAUUUACUGUGUAGUGAUGUUUACAUUGGGGAGAAGUGCACUAAUGUAUUUUGACAUAGCUUUUGUAACUGAAUGUUGAAGAGGGACACAUCUACAAUGAAUCCAAACCCAGGGCUUCUUUGAACAAAUGUUUUAUGUGUUUGUAUUGUAGAAAUAUUGCUGUAUAUUUUGAUAACAAGUUUGUGUGUAAUUCCAGAUGUGUUGAAGGACAAGAUUAUGCACAAUGACAAUGAUAAUUUCUGGCACCAGGAUUUUUAAAUCUGACUUGAGGUAAUGGGCUCUUUUUACCAAAACACCGGGCUGUAGGUGCGUCACAUUUUUCCACUACAGAAAUGGAGUUUAAGGUUGAUUGUCUUAUUUGUCAGUGGCUGUUGCUAGCCGACUUUCUCUUGGGUCUUCUGUUUAUAUAGCAUCAGAUUUGUUGAUGUGUCUCUUAUGACCCUCUUCCUCAAAAUAGUCUUUGAAUCUCGUGAUGACGACCUCACAAGGUCCUGUCAUUGUGUGAGCGAACAGCACGGACAGAUCCCUGAAUGGUUCAGUUAUUUUUGCAGUCUGACAGAAUUGUUUACAAUGAACAAACAUGCUAUGUACUGUACAAACAUUUUAUAUCCUGUGUCUGUAUAUGAUGAAGCUACCCUCUUUGAUACCAUGGAAGAAGACUACACUGAAACUAUUCUUGAGGAUUAAUUUAGCACCAACCUGAGAAUCAUUCAGCGAAUUUACAUGCACUUGAGUAACAGAGUUAUCAUCGGUUUUUUGAAAUUACCUGGGUUCUUCUAGAGAAACUUACUGUAUUUUCAUGAAUAUGUAAAUAUGUAAACAGGUUUGUAAUGUAUUUUUUACAUGUGCACAUUUGAAUGAGAAAGAUGUCUUACAAGGAAAUUAAUGCUGAAGGAGGAUGAAUACAGAAAUAUCUUUAGCAUUCAUUUAUCUAAAAUAAUUGGAUACAAGUCAAGCAAACUAAAACCACAUACUUAAUACUAUUUGUACAGUUCAAACUGGGACAAACUGUAAUUAAAAUGCUACAUGGUUAAAGGAUAAAUCACUAAGACCAGUAGUAAUAUACCUGUAUUACUUUUAAAAUAAUAUUCCUGAUUCAUUCAGCUGCACGUGGACAUCUUUUUUGCACUGUGUUCAUACCUGAUUUCCCUAAAUAACCUGGUUUCUCUUGUGAAUGUAAAUGUAGCUGCUGCUGUGAUCACUACUGGUUGAAAGUGUCAUGUCACAGUAGUGAGAGGUGGAAGCUUCAACCACUGGAGGUCAGCUCAAGCAACACUCAGCUGGUGUUAAACUUAACUCUUUUUUUUCAAGGUCAGACUGCCGUACAUGUGCAUGUGUUCUCCUGUGGACUAUUCUGUUCAGUGCAUGCUGCAUGACACAAGCACACAACUGUAAUACUUGAUUGCAUGGUAUACCGGCGUUGUCGCCCUGUACUGUGUUUUCUU
This is a messenger RNA of Seriola dumerili (greater amberjack), 7638 nucleotides long. It is a transcript of the gene mast3b, whose product is annotated as microtubule associated serine/threonine kinase 3. Gene Ontology annotation, molecular function: magnesium ion binding; protein binding; ATP binding. Gene Ontology annotation, biological process: peptidyl-serine phosphorylation; intracellular signal transduction. The transcript has 26 exons. Lineage: Eukaryota; Metazoa; Chordata; Actinopteri; Carangiformes; Carangidae. The record is from RefSeq and is a predicted model, not a curated record. Bases 82 to 4476 code for a protein of 1464 amino acids.